CGCCAGGACCAGUCAUCUGUUCCAAGUGAUCUUCUGAAAGGACGCUUACGAAAAAUGUCUGUUUUCAACUUCAAGAAGUUCCUGGAAAGUGGCCAAUACUCAGAUGUGGAGUUCGCCGUAAAACCAGAGAAGUUUCCCGUCUCGAAGACCUUCAAGGCCCACCGGCAACUCCUGGCACUGAGGAACGAGGUGUUCGCCGCCAUGUUCUACGGUCAGCUCCCCGAGAAGGACGUCGUGGUCAUCACCGACCUCCAUCCUGAUGGCUUUUCCGGCCUUCUUAAGUACCUGUACACGGGUAAGCCUAAGAUGAAAAGCACGGAGGAAGCUAUGUACACGAGAACAGCGGCUGACAAGUAUCUUGUGCCGUACCUGGCCUUUGCCUGCUCCGAGUACAUAAGGAGUCACGUGACGGCCGAAGACGUAUGUCGCGUCAUCGACUACACCUUGCUGACCGGCGGCGAGGACAUCGACAGCGCCGUGGGGCGCCUUCUCGAAGAGCGUCCCGAGACCGUCUUGGCGUCGGACGCUUUCACCGACUGCUUGGAACAGACGGUGCACUACGUUUUGGACAAGGUGACCAACGUGCCGGAAAUGUACGUGAUCCUUGCGGUGCACCGAUGGGCUCAAUCAUUCUGCCAGAAAAUGGCCACAACCAGCGACAAGCCCGUCGAUCUCAAGACAGCCAUGGCCCCGUUCCUGCCCAAGUUGCGGUUCCUGGCACUGACACCGGAGGAGUUUGUCACCUUCAACGCUUCCGCCGACACGCGCGACGUGCUGGACAAGGACGACGCCUUCGCGAUCACGAGUCUGCUUUAUGCAACAAGUCCAUCGAUAUGCCAUCGUGGGCUUGCCCGGAGAGAAAGCCGCGCUGUUCGGCCCCUCAAAAUGAGUAGCCAGCUGCUUUUCGCCUGCGGCAGCGUCGAAACGUUGUCGCUACCUCGUUUUAAUCAGCGCCGAUAGUAACUACCGUGUGAAGUGCACAUAUAACCACACUGUUUA
Messenger RNA from Dermacentor silvarum, 999 nucleotides. RefSeq names its product BTB/POZ domain-containing protein 3-like. The record is from RefSeq and is a predicted model, not a curated record. NCBI's taxonomy places the organism in Eukaryota, Metazoa, Arthropoda, Arachnida, Ixodida, Ixodidae. Gene Ontology annotation, molecular function: protein binding. Gene Ontology annotation, cellular component: cytosol. Gene Ontology annotation, biological process: neurogenesis. The transcript has 4 exons. The coding region runs from base 55 to 960 and encodes 301 amino acids.